Messenger RNA from Staurois parvus, 478 nucleotides. NCBI's taxonomy places the organism in Eukaryota, Metazoa, Chordata, Amphibia, Anura, Ranidae. The record is from the annotation of a GenBank genome assembly.
AUGUGCCACUUUCAGGUCUCCUCACACUGCUGGUGUGUUGAAUUUUUUGACAUAGGGUGCUGGCAGAUUACGGGCCUCCUAUAGCUGCUGCCAGGCCCCUAAUCUGCCAUGGGCCCCUAUACCGCCUCCUCAUGCUGCUGCCAGGUCCAGAGUCUCUCAUGGGUCCCUGUAGGCCUCCCAUUGCUGCUGUCUCCAUCGCCACACUCUGCCAUGUGCCACUUUCAGGUCUCCUCACACUGCUGGUGGGUUCCAUUUUGUCAUAGGGUUGCUGUAUGGCCUCCCAUUGCUGCUGCCUCCACCGCCACACUGUGGCUCCAAACACUGGUUUUGGCCCCGUGACUGCCCAAAUGUGUGAAGUGUGCGGUGAUUCUAAGAUCGACGGCACUCAUCUGCAUGUCAUACUGACUGACAGUAUUAUUUCUCUUCCCCAGCAGACUCCAAGGGCAUUUAAAUUAAAGGUACAGUGUUCUGCAUAUAU